CUUCCUUUCUUUUGCUCGCUAACGUCAAGCGAACAAAAAAAUAUUCUUUUUUUGUUUUAUUACUUUUACGAAUAAACUUGACCUUUAUAAAUGAAUCAUGUAAUUUCUUAACUCCGCUAACAUUUGGUUUUUUCCUAUAAUUUUUAGUGAUUGUUUUAAGUUAUUAAUAAGUGUAAAAAACAUUGUUAGGUUAGGAACUAGACGUUAUAAAAAACCUAUAAUUCUCAUUUAUGUCAUUUAAAAUAUAAUAAAGUAAAUAUGGAUUUCGUAAAACGAGAAGACAACAAUAUAUUCGACGAAGAAACCUACAAAAUGUACUUGGAAACUUUGCAGAAAUCCCAUAUGAUAGACACACCAGACUAUCAACAUACUGCAAUAUCCAUGGAACAGCUCCACCAAGCGAUGCAGUCAUCCCUCAACUCCAGCUCACUGGUUCACAACUUUCAACUACCAUUAUCACCAAGACAAAUGUCCACUCUCAUGCUUAAAACUAACCAUAUCACUCGAUCACUAAACUUCAAUGAGCUGCCGUCUCAUUUACCAAAAAAUCUGACGAUGGAAAUGGAGCUGAUAUCUCUACCUAACGAUUUACCUCAUAAUCUGCGGCACGAUGAUAUGUUAACUCAAAAUCUGUCUCGGAAUCUUGAUAUAACACUAGCACGGACGUUGAAUAAUGAAUUGGAAUUGCAGAACACUCUAUCUCACGUUCAAAGCUUACAAGAACAUGAGUUAACAAGAAAUAUUGGUGCAGAGUUAAACCAUAGUUUAAGUAGAGUCAAUGACUUAUCACAGAAUAUAGGCCGUGAUAUUCCACACGAGCUAGGGAAUGAAAUUGAUUUAUCACACUUGAGUCGGCAAAACUUAGAGCCUGAUGUUAUAUUAAGUCAAGAAGAUUCGAGAAGAAGUCACUCGGUCCAAGCUGCCGUUGAUAGUCAUUUAUUGGAGCAACAGUUGGUACAUAGAUUGGAACAAAACAUGGCCCUGAGAUUGGACCAAACUUUAGAUAGACUAGAUCAACCAUUAAACCAGCGCAUCGACCAAACAUUAGCACAGAGAUUGGAUCAGAAUUUACCACAAAGAUUAGAUCAAACAUUGGCUCAGAGGCUGGAUCAAAGAUUGUUUAAUUCGAGCUUAUUGCACGAACAAAAGUUGGAACCAAAUGAACAUUUGUACUCAGUUGCAUGUCAUAUAAAAUCUGAGCAAGAGGAUGAUGGGUAUUUCUAUGACAACAUGAAUCAAGGAAUGGCCAACACUGGAUUAAAUGGUGAAAUUCCCCAACAAGCGGACCACAGUCAGCCGAGUUCGAACCUCCAUCACGAUCAAAUAUACUCCCUAUAUAACAACCAAAUACCCAUUUCGGCUUUAAAUCCAAUAGAUCUAUAUUCCCGCCAACAAAACUACGUCCAGAACUACAUCACUGACGUUUCCCGUGAAAAUCCCCAAAACCUAGUCGUCCAUAGACAAUUUGACAACUCCAGUCCGUACACGGAGGAGUUUAAAAAGUUGCGCCAAGAUGGCGAAGGCGGGAAAAAAGAUUCGAAAAUCGAAGAGCCGAAAGAAAAUCUAAAACCGACCGAUCAGAAUAAAAUGUAUUAUGAAUAUUCGAAUGAUUAUAUGGUUACUGAAAAAAAUGAAAACGAUCCGAGUUCGAAUAAUAAAAUACCGGACGAGUUGUCAAUGAGUAUAAAAGGUGAAUAUGUUUGUUACAAAUGCAACGAAGUUUUUCCAUCGAAACGCUUGUUGAAACAACACGCGAAAACGUGCGAAAACGGCGAAAAUAGCGAAUUAGAAAAGUUAGGUAAAUUUAGUUGUAGCCAGUGUGCUUAUCGAUGUCAGUCGCCGGCGAUAUUGAAGAUACACGAACGUACGCACACAGGUGAGAAACCUUAUGCAUGUACGUUCUGUGAUUACAAAUCCGGUCAGAAGAACAACGUCGCAAAACACAUCCUUGUCCAUAUGAAACAGAAACCUUUCGGUUGUCAAUACUGUGACUAUCGUUGUGCACAGAAGAACAAUUUAGUGGUCCACGAAAGGACUCACACCGGUUACAAACCGUUUGCGUGUCCAUUCUGUGAUUACAGAACAGUCCAGAAACCCAACCUGGUCAAACAUAUGUAUUUACACACAGAUCAGAAGCCGUUCAGCUGUGAUAUGUGUAAUUACCGAUGUGUGCAGAAAACGAACCUCACGAAACAUAAACAGAGACAUUUGAACGAGAAAGACGGUGAUAAAAUUGAUACCAAAGCUCCGAUCAAGCCUUAUAAGCCAAGACAGAAGUCGGUCAAGUGUCCGCAUUGUUCAUACAGAUGUGUUCAAAAAUCAAGUUUGGAAAAACAUUUGCAAUUCAAACAUAAUGAUUUAAAUAGUGAUAUCGUUGACAGUGACUGUGGUUUGAAUUUAAUGAAGACUAAUACGUGUGAUAGUAUACAGAACUUGAGUGUUAAGAAGGCUGACUAUGAACUGCCGCAAGAUAAAGUGUUGGAACCUUUACCGUUGCAGUCGUAGCAUAGCUUUUAGUGUAAAUAGUUUUUGAAUUAGUGUGACUGAAGUUAAUUGUGAGUUAACGGUUUCCAUAUGUUUGUAUGGAAUGGUGCAAAAGUUUUAUUUUUGCUAUGUAGCUAGGUGAAUUACAAAGGGAUUGUGUGAUUUAUACGCGGUGUACUUAUAAUGUUAAUGCUCUCUUAUCUGUGUUUUUUAUUGGGUGUAUUAUAUUUAGUCAAUUUAUUUUUUUAAUUACACAAUAUAUUAUGGUAACAUUGUUACAGAUUUGUAAAAUUUAAUACCAUUUGUGUCUAUGAUAUUGGCAUAGAUAAUUUUUUUUUUAUUUGAUUGUCAAAUAGUUAGUCGACUGUGACAAUAUUAAUUCAAGCUUAUGUACUUUUAAUGUCCUGGAAUUGAAAUUUGUUAUAAGCUAGUCAAUUGUCAAGUUUUUUUUUUUUAAUCUAGUUUGGAUUAACAUGUAAUUUUUUUUUACAAUAAACUGUGCUCAAGAUUACUUUCCAAUAAAAUAAGGUUUUUGUUGGUAGACAUUGUUGUGGCAUUCUGUAAAGCUAAUGUGAUAAUUUUUUUUUUAAUUUUCACA
Messenger RNA from Vanessa tameamea, 3082 nucleotides. Its product is annotated as zinc finger protein 630-like. The transcript has 3 exons. NCBI's taxonomy places the organism in Eukaryota, Metazoa, Arthropoda, Insecta, Lepidoptera, Nymphalidae. The coding region runs from base 259 to 2505 and encodes 748 amino acids. The record is from RefSeq and is a predicted model, not a curated record.